UGUCAGUUCCAGUAGUGAGUUAAGAAACGUGGCCUUAGUAAAGAGACUCAGAGGGAUCCAGAGCACAGGUUGAGGCAGGGGAAGACUCUUGUAAAGCAAACGAAACACUGUAGCACCGGCACACCUGAGAAACAGGCGCAGAAAUGGCCGAAGUUGACCAGGGCUCGGCUUUCCCCGGCGAGGCUGCACCGCCAGCGAUUGACAGCCUCAAUGCCACCGACCCGAACGGGACCGACUCGACUAACGCAACGGUAGCCAAGUUCGUCUCCACACCGGAGGGUACAGCGUUGGCUUACGGGAGUCUGGUCUUAAUGGCCCUGCUACCAAUUUUCUUUGGAGCUCUGCGAUCCGUCAACUGCGCAAAGGGCAAGAACUCCUCGGAUAUGCCGGAGACGAUUACAAGCCGAGAUGCUGCCAGGUUCCCCAUCAUUGCCAGCUGCACCCUCUUUGGAUUAUAUCUUUUCUUCAAAAUAUUUUCUGAAGAAUACAUAAACAUGCUGUUAUCGAUGUACUUCUUUGUGCUGGGUAUUUUGGCACUGUCACACACUAUCAGUCCAUUCGUGAACAGGCUGUUCCCUGCAAACUUUCCCAAUAAGCAGUACCAGCUGCUCUUUACCCAAGGAUCUGGGGAAAGCAAAGAGGAAAUUGUCAAUUAUGAAUUUGACACCAAAGACCUUUUGUGCCUUUGCUUCAGUAGCGUGGUUGGAGUUUGGUACAUUCUCAAGAAGCACUGGAUUGCCAACAAUCUCUUCGGUUUGGCUUUUGCUCUGAAUGGAGUUGAGCUGCUUCAUCUCAACAAUGUCAGCACUGGCUGCAUCCUGUUGGGAGGACUCUUUGUCUAUGACGUGUUCUGGGUAUUUGGGACCAAUGUUAUGGUGACUGUGGCCAAGUCCUUUGAAGCCCCAAUUAAACUGGUUUUCCCUCAAGAUAUUUUGGAGAAGGGGCUUGCAGCCAAUAACUUUGCAAUGCUGGGACUUGGUGAUAUCGUUAUUCCAGGUAUCUUUAUUGCAUUGCUCCUGCGUUUUGAUGUCAGCUUGAAUAAGAAUUCCCGUACCUAUUUUUACACUGGUUUCCUUGCCUAUGUCUUUGGACUGGGUCUGACUAUCUUUGUCUUGCACACCUUUAAAACCGCCCAGCCUGCCCUUCUGUACCUGGUCCCAGCCUGCACCGGGCUGCCGUUCUUUGUUGCUCUGGUUAAGGGAGAACUGACUGAAAUGUUCAGCUAUGAGUCUUCUGCUGAGGUCUUGCCGCACACUCCAAGGCUCUCCCACUUCCCCACUAUCUCCGGCUCUCCUGCCAGUCUCGCUAACUCAAUGCAGCAAAAACCCUCCUCUCCCCGUCGUCGGCACCACAACCCCACCUCUAUGUAGCGCCCAGAAAAGAGCCAGAUGUAAUUCGCUGGUCAGGUAUGAAGAAACCCCCCCUGAAUCCAAGGAAGUAAAAGAGACAGAGAAGAAAGUGAACUAACUGUCCUCACAAAACUUCAGUGCCUCUUUCCUGCCUGCCAGUUUCACACCCCUUUCUGAUGAAGUGCAUUAUUUCUUUUGCGGAUGUGUUUUUGUUGUACAAGGAAACUACAAAUUCAUAUUUUAAAUUACCUUUAUUUAAUCAGCUAUUUUGUAACUUUUUUUUUUUUAAUAAUGUGGAAGAGUUUCAGUGCCUGUGUAUUCCUUUUUUUAUUUAAAUGUAUUCUGUCUAGCCUGGUUAUUUGAUGGAUGUGUCAUUUUUACAAAGGCUAGAAUUUUUUUUUUUUUUUUUCCCUCUGAGGUACAGAAUGUAAUUUCCUUGUUUACCAAAGACGUCAAGGAAGACAAACCUAUUAUUUUUUUUAAGCUUAUUUUAUACACACUGUAUAAAUCUAUCUAACUUCUUAUGGUACAUAUUUCUCCUCCCUCAUCCUUUUUUGUUCAAAUACAAUUUACAUUUGAAACUGACUGCAUUACUGUCAGCCAGAGAGAGAGAGAGAGCCCUUGGGUAUGGAUGUACAGAGCACUGACCGGUCAGCGUUUGGGGAUUCUACAUAUUUGUCUCAUUUUGUAUGUUUUUAUGGUCUUAUCUAAAGCAAAUAAUACCUUUCACAGCUAGAUCUCCUGUUCUCUUAAACUUGUUCCCAGGACUGCAGAGGCAACAGCAUUGGCCUAGAAUCAUUUAGGGUUUCAUUCAUAGUAGACUAGAUUAAUAAUCUUUGUCAUUGAAAGUGCAUAUUAAAGUGAGAGACUUUUUAAUUUUAUAUAUAACUAGUAACUUUUUUUUAUAUCUACAACUAGUAAUUAAUGAUACUGUUAGUGUUAUCAGUUUUAUUGUUUAGAUAAUAUUUAUGUAUUUAAAACAGUAGUUGAAAGAAAGGUAAUGCAGACUAUUGCUGUAUAUUGGACCAAUAGAAAGACCCGUUUUAUUUUUUGUUUUGUAUGUGAUGCUUGCCUGUCUGCUUGCUUGUUCUCGUGAAUGUUACAUGUUUACUGACAAGGGGUUGUUUGUACAUUUGCACUGUACAGUAAUAAAAUGGAUGUUUCCAGAGAAAGGGUCCUUGUUUUCCAGCAUGAGUUAAUCUUGCGUGUAGAAGUUUACAUGGCGUUUAUAGAGCCCCCCCCCCCCCAUUGAGUAGCACAAACAGUGUUUUAUGUAAUGUAAUUUUAAA
Messenger RNA from Polyodon spathula (Mississippi paddlefish), 2638 nucleotides. Its product is annotated as minor histocompatibility antigen H13-like. Bases 144 to 1370 code for a protein of 408 amino acids. The transcript is spliced from 13 exons. The record is from RefSeq and is a predicted model, not a curated record. Gene Ontology annotation, biological process: membrane protein proteolysis. Lineage: Eukaryota; Metazoa; Chordata; Actinopteri; Acipenseriformes; Polyodontidae. Gene Ontology annotation, cellular component: cytoplasmic side of endoplasmic reticulum membrane; lumenal side of endoplasmic reticulum membrane; membrane. Gene Ontology annotation, molecular function: aspartic endopeptidase activity, intramembrane cleaving.